CCGUUGGACAGCGGUUGGUUUCAGGCGGGCCGGGGGGCCGUCUCUCAUGGCGACGACCAGUGAUCGGGAACGGGCCAGCGGGGGAACGGACGCCGAUCUUCACCUCUUAACGGCGGUAUCCACCGUCGCCGUACCUCCCGAGGAAGCGGUGGGGGGGGAGGAAGAGGAAGGGGAUGUUGAGGCGUCCCGACCGCCCAAGGCGAGGGAUCCGAGCCCGGCCGCCGGCCCCCCGCCGCCUCUACUCGAGACCCAGGAGCUGGCCUCCAAGCGGGUGGACAUCCAGAACAAGCGCUUCUACCUGGACGUGAAGCAGAACGCCAAGGGCCGCUUCCUGAAGAUCGCCGAGGUGGUGGGCUCGGCAGGCCGCAAGAGCCGCCUGACCGUCUCCAUGCCUGUGGCGGCCGAGAUGCGCGACUACCUGGGGGACUUCAUCGAGCACUACGCCCAGCUCGGGCUGGCCGGCGGAGGAGGAGGAGCAGGAGGCCUGAGGCGGCGGCGGAGGCAGCAGGAGGAGGACGAGGAGGCGGCGGCGGCGGUGGUGCAGCAGCAGCAGCAGCAUGUGGCGCCGGCCCAGCCCGAGGCCCAGGCCCAGCCGCAGCCUCAGCGGGUGCUGAAGAGCGAGUCCCUGGUGCGGGAGAACCGCAAGUACUACCUGGACCUGAAGGAGAAUCAGCGGGGCCGCUUCCUGCGCAUCCGCCAGACCGUGAGCCGAGGCUCCCCCGGCUGGGGCUACUCCGCCCAAGGCCAGAGCCAGGCCCAAGGCCAGACCAUCGCCCUCCCGGCCCAGGGCCUCAUCGAGUUCCGGGACGCCUUGGCCCGGCUGAUCGAGGAUUAUGGGACUGGCCCGACAUCGGCGGCGGCGGCAGGGGUUGGAGGGGGAGGCCUGGCAGACGAGGCCGGCGCUCCGGGGCCGCUGGAGCUGCCCGAGGGCAUCUCGGUGCCGGUCGACAACAAGCGCUUCUUCUUCGACCCGGGCUCCAACCGGUACGGCGUGUUCCUGCGGCUGAGCGAGGUGAAGCCCUCGUACCGCCACUCCAUCACCGUGCCGUACAAAGCCUGGGCCCGCUUCGGCGACAACUUUCUGCGGUACGCCGAGGAGAUGAGGGCGAUCCAAGAGAGGCGCAGGGACAGGAGGGCCGAGCUGAGCCGGGAGGUCGCCCCUGCUGCCGCCGCCGCAGACGGUGUCCAAGAAGAAGAGGAGGAAGAUUGACAUCGCUUUCUCACCUUCCUAGACAGAAGGUGCUGGAAAGAGCUCAGCAGGUCUGGCAGCAUCUGUGCAUCGAGAAGCGGCGUUACCG
This is a messenger RNA of Hemiscyllium ocellatum (epaulette shark), 1298 nucleotides long. Its product is annotated as transcriptional activator protein Pur-beta-like. Lineage: Eukaryota; Metazoa; Chordata; Chondrichthyes; Orectolobiformes; Hemiscylliidae. Bases 47 to 1210 code for a protein of 387 amino acids. The record is from RefSeq and is a predicted model, not a curated record. Gene Ontology annotation, biological process: regulation of transcription by RNA polymerase II. Gene Ontology annotation, molecular function: purine-rich negative regulatory element binding; DNA-binding transcription factor activity, RNA polymerase II-specific; RNA polymerase II transcription regulatory region sequence-specific DNA binding. The transcript has a single exon. Gene Ontology annotation, cellular component: nucleus.